This is a messenger RNA of Rhineura floridana, 1737 nucleotides long. It is a transcript of the gene CCNA1, whose product is annotated as cyclin A1. Gene Ontology annotation, biological process: regulation of cyclin-dependent protein serine/threonine kinase activity; mitotic cell cycle phase transition. Bases 252 to 1499 code for a protein of 415 amino acids. The record is from RefSeq and is a predicted model, not a curated record. The transcript has 9 exons. Gene Ontology annotation, cellular component: cyclin A2-CDK2 complex; cytoplasm; nucleus. Lineage: Eukaryota; Metazoa; Chordata; Lepidosauria; Squamata; Rhineuridae. Gene Ontology annotation, molecular function: cyclin-dependent protein serine/threonine kinase regulator activity.
UAGAGCGCAAGUCGAGGAGCAGAAGGAGGGGUGGGCGGUGCGACGCGACGGCGGCACCCGCUGAUUGGCUGCCGCCUAUAAAGGCUCGGCCGUGGGUGCCGGGUGGCCACUCUGAGUCCUUGCUUAGUCCCUGCCUGCUUUGCCAGGGAGCAGACGCGGUGGGAGGGGAACCAGAAAGGAAUCCCCCGGCCGGCCGUGUCAGCCUUCGGUGCGGGCUGGGAAGGGCAGCAUCAGCUGCUGACCCUGAGAAAAUGCGUCACAGCAACAAGAGUGAUGAGAAGGCACAAGCUGAGCUUUGGGACGCCCCACCGGCUGUUGCGGAGUCUCGAACCAAUCAAAAUCCCCAGAGGGCUGUUCUUGGGGAGCUGAAGGAAAAUGGGCAGUGUCUGAGACCCUCUACCCAGGGAGCUAACGUAGUGAGACUCUUUUCUGGAUCUGAAAAUGUCUUUCCUGGUCCAGCUACUGGCAAGAAUAUAUUGCCCAUCUGCAUGGCAUCCAAGCAGAGUUUUACUGUUUACAUAGAUGAAGUGGAAGAGAGAAGCAGGUUUAGCGGUAUGGCUGUCGAAGAGGUUGAACCCAGCAUGAGUGAAGUUGACACCAGCAUGCUAAAACCCAACAUUCAGCUGCUGCUGAGCUUGAGUACAGGAUCUCCGAUGUUGGUGGAUAAGUCAUUGCAGUCCCAAAAUGAAGAUCUUCAGAGUUAUAAAGAGGAUGUCAUGUGUGUUGUAGAAUAUGCAGAAGAUAUUCAUCGCUACUUGAGAGAAGCUGAAGUAAGAUACAGGCCCAAACCAUGCUACAUGAGGAGGCAGCCUGAUAUCACCUCAGGUAUGCGUGCAAUCUUGGUGGACUGGCUGGUGGAAGUUGGUGAAGAAUACAAGCUUCAUACAGAGACAGUGUACCUUGCUGUCAACUACUUGGACAGGUUUCUCUCUUGCAUGUCUGUCCUCAGAGGAAAACUCCAGCUUGUGGGAACAGCAGCAAUUCUCCUGGCUGCGAAAUAUGAAGAAAUAUAUCCACCAGAAGUUGAAGAAUUUGUUUAUAUAACAGAUGAUACCUACACUAAAAAGCAAAUGCUGAGAAUGGAGCACCUGCUUCUCAAAGUACUUGCGUUUGACUUGACUGUUCCAACCAUCAACCAGUUUCUCUUUCAGUAUUUGCAACAGCAUGGUGUCAGUGUUAAGACCGAGAACUUUGCAAGGUAUGUAGCAGAGCUGAGUCUGCUUGAAGGUGAUCCAUUCCUGAAGUACCUUCCCUCGCAAAUGGCAGCAGCUGCUUAUUGCCUAGCAAACUACACUGUGAAUAAGCACUUUUGGCCAGAAACCCUUGCUGCUUUCACUGGUUACUCGCUGAGUGAGAUAGUGCCUUGUCUAAGUGACCUACACAAAGCAUGCCUUGAUGCUCCACAUCGGCAACAGCAAGCGAUAAGGGAGAAAUACAAGCUGGCUAAGUAUAUGCAAGUAUCCCUCUUGGAGCCACCAGCUGUUCUACCUCUACAUUGAACUGCAGCACAUACCAGUAAACAGCAUAGAAGCUGAAGCACUUGCCUCCUGAUCAAUAGAGUUGAUCUGGCUAAAUUAUUUUUUUAACAGGGCACUGCAGGUCAAGUGUCCAAUCGUGUUGUUUACAGUAUUUUUAGACGACCUUUGGUGUAUAGAUGUACUGCAUUACCAAGGACUCAGGACUGUAGUUGUAACAUAAACUAAAAGCACUUUUAAUAAACAUCUUUUCAUUUAAAAA